Messenger RNA from Athene cunicularia (burrowing owl), 3536 nucleotides. It is a transcript of the gene WDR91, whose product is annotated as WD repeat domain 91. The transcript is spliced from 11 exons. Gene Ontology annotation, biological process: early endosome to late endosome transport. The record is from RefSeq and is a predicted model, not a curated record. Gene Ontology annotation, molecular function: phosphatidylinositol 3-kinase regulator activity; protein binding. Lineage: Eukaryota; Metazoa; Chordata; Aves; Strigiformes; Strigidae. Bases 1275 to 2816 code for a protein of 513 amino acids. Gene Ontology annotation, cellular component: late endosome membrane; extrinsic component of endosome membrane; early endosome membrane.
GAGCCGGGGACAGGUUCUGUUGCUUUUAUUAGGUCAGGAAGGCUCCUGCAGGAUCAUUACAUUGUUCCCUGCCCUGAGAAUCAAUGCAGAAAGAUAUCCAGGCAGAAGUUCUGGUGACCUAAGUGGGUUUUAUGGGGGAAUUCAUGAUGGGCAUCUCUCCCACCAUUUGGGGGAGAGAUUCUUGCCAAUUGGUGAGAGCUCCAGCACACAUGGAAGUGAUUCUGCUCUGCUCUCAGCAUUAUACCAAGGUGUUCUGGGCAGCCUGAGCACUGGUAGCAGUGCAGUACACUGCAGCAUUACUCAAAUGAAAUGGAUUGCCCCUUGACUCCUAUUUACUUUAGAGCCUUUGGUGCAGUAGGGGAUUGCUUGGUGUUAUUUUGUAGACACUUACUGUAUGACCCAAAGGGGUCGUUAUGGAGAGAUGCUUGCUUUCUUUUGCAAAGUCAAGGAUAAAGGAGUUUUUCUUUUGUGAGGCCCAGUUUUGCACAGAAUUCCCCAUAAACUUGCUGCAGUUAGUGUUUUAUGGCUACAUCUAUUAUAUUCCUAUCUGGAAAUUAGGCAACAUCCGCAGUGAUACAGCUUGUGUAACUGUUCAUUAAACUUUUACUUUUCCCCCAGUAUGCAGUCAUAGAAAGCAAGUCUGUGUGUUUGAAUUAUUGAGGUUUUUUUUUUUCUUACUUUAAAAGGAUCUGAAAGCAGACAUAGCUUAGCCACAAGGUAUUAAUAAUGUUGCUGGGGCUUUGACUUUCUCAUGUGCUUCUUUCACUUCUAUUCAGACAGGAGGGGGAAUUGAUCAAAUUAUCCUAUAGACAGUGACAAAUAGAAGUUCUAGCAGAGAUCACACACAAAAUCCUUGUUUUAGUCUAAAAGCUGUUUGAUUAAAUAGACUUAUGUGUAUAGUGAGCUAUCUUGAUAACUGCUCUGUACUCUGCACAGGGCAGGCUACAGAGUUUAAUUUGAGAUUGUUUUGUUUAACUGCUCUGUGGAAAGCCCUGAUGUUCAUCUGUACACAUGGGGGAGAGUGACAUGAGGCAUGGGGUAAUCUAUUCCUAUAUUAAUUUUUUUCCAUUUGUCUUAGAAAUGGCAUUUCUUGUGUGUGUGACUUGACUCUUAGUUUGGAGGCCAGUCUGGUUGCUGUUUUCAUGUCUCUGCUCAACCCAAAGCCCAACUUUGGUAGAACAGUUCCUUUCUAGAAGAGAGGAUAGACACAGUGAAGAUAACUGUAUUCCUCUUCCCCGGGAUGCUGCUCUGCUGUAAGAGGAAGCUGUAGCGGCAUGAGUGAUAUGACCUGCAGCCAGAGGAGUACUGCACAUUCUCUUCAGUCUCGGGGAGGCUUUCUGUCCUCUUUUCUCUCCCAAAACAAAAAAGGCCCUUCCAGACCAGUCCAUCCAAGUGGGGCUUCUCCAACACAGACUGGCAGUAUGCUGCUAGGGAAGAAAGAACCAGCAAAUCACCAGAGUGCCAAAGGAAAAGAAGGAACAGUCAUCUGUAAGGAUGGGAAGAGCCACUUCAGUGGGUUUGUAGCAGGCGAGUCAAGUUCCCUGCAGCAGCGGCAGAAGCGCUUGCAAGAGCAUGGGAAGGAAAGGAAGGAACUGCUGUCGAAAGGGACCUUCCAGGGCCAAAGUGCUGAGAAGAAAACAGAUAUUAGCACAGCUGAGACAGAGCCAUGUUCAGAGCUGCAUGUUGAGCAAACAGAGACUUCAACCAAAAUGCCUGCCGGCAGUGCAGAGGCUGUGGCAGUCCGGCAGGAGCAGCCUUUCAUUGUCCUGAGCCAGGAGGAGUAUGGGGAGCACCACUCAUCCAUCAUGUACUGCAGGGUUGACUGUUCUGGACGGAGGGUGGCCAGCUUGGAUGUGGAUGGGGUCAUCAAAGUCUGGUCUUUCAACCCCAUAAUGCAAACUAAAGCUUCAUCCAUUUCUAAAUCUCCAUUGCUGUCUCUGGAAUGGGCGACCAAGCGUGAUCGGCUGCUAUUGCUUGGCAGUGGGGUCGGGACAGUUCGUCUUUAUGACACAGAAGCGAAGCAGAAUCUCUGUGAAAUCAGCAUUGAUGAAGACAUGCCCAGGAUCCUCUCACUUGCCUGCAGCCCAAGUGGUGCCUCCUUUGUCUGUUCUGCGGCAGCCCAGAGCCCCAUCUCCCACAUGGACUUCUCAGCAGUCAGCUAUGGGGGCAAAAGCAUGAACCAAGUUCCUGGGAAGCUGCUGCUGUGGGACACUAAAACGAUGAAGCAGCAGCUGCAGUUCUCCCUUGAGCCUGAGCCCAUUGCUGUUAACUGUACAGCCUUCAAUCACAAUGGCAACCUGCUGGUCACCGGGGCUGCAGAUGGGAUUGUUCGUCUCUUUGAUAUGCAGCAGCAUGAGUGCGCCAUGAGCUGGAAGGCACACGAUGGGGAAGUCUACUCUGUUGAAUUCAGCUAUGAUGAGAACACAGUCUACAGCAUAGGCGAGGAUGGCAAGUUUAUUCAGUGGAAUAUUCACAAAAGUGGCUUGAAGGUGUCUGAGUAUGAUCUUCCUAGUGAAGCUACAGGUCCUUUUAUUCUGUCUGGAUACAGUGGCUACAAGCAAGUCCAGUUCCCAAGAGGAAGGCUUUUUGCUUUUGACUCUGAGGGCAACUAUAUGUUGACGUGUUCUUCUACUGGGGGAGUAAUUUUUAAGUUAAAUGGUGAGGAAAAGGUUCUGGAGAGUUCCCUUACCCUGGGAGGACACCGAGCUCCCGUUGUCACAGUGGAUUGGAGCACGGCCAUGGACUGUGGGACCUGCCUCACUGCUUCUAUGGAUGGGAAGAUUAAAUUAACAACCUUACUGGCUCAAAAGUCUUAACCUGGACAGUAGUGAAGCAAAAGAUCAAGAAGACAAAAACAGUGUUAACUCCACAGGAACAAACUGCAUGGGAGAGAAGGCAAACCACAGUCCCUCUUCUCACUGUAGCUUUUGCCUCUUGACAGAUGUUAAAAACAUUUGCCAAACCACUGUGCAAUAGAAUGCUGGUAUGGGACAGGAUCAGUGGCAGCACUGAAAAAUAAGUCUCUACUGACCCACUGUGGCAGCUGGAUUCCUUCUGUUAGGGAGUCUUGAGUAGCAUGUGGCUACAGGGCUGCUAGGAUCAUGUCAGGGGUUCUGCAGAAGGUGAGGCUGGAGGAGGCAUGCAUGAGGCAGCACAGUGCACGGUGAUAAGAUGGCUCAAACUGGAAAGGCUGGUGUGAAACUAGAGUAUACGUUCAGUAUAGUAUUUCUUGUGGCUUUUGCUGUUAGUUUGGAUUUUUUGUUUGUGUUUUCUGUAAAAAGACAAUAUUCCCUUGCACUUGAUUCCUGUGCUCAGUUUUUGCUGCAAAACAUGGAGGGUGGCUGGGGCAGUGAUGUGCCAAGAAAGUCUCCUUCAUGGAGAUGCCUGUGCUUUCACCAGGUACUUCCAGCACUGACACCUGCAUGCUGGUAGGAACCAGUGCAAGACAUCCAGGAAGAAAAACAGCUAGUGUCUGUUCAGAUGUAUUGUGUUUCCUUGUGAUAGAUAUCUACUGCCAAUUAGAGGAGAGAUCAUGA